Letharia columbiana is the source of this 507-nucleotide messenger RNA. RefSeq lists its product as uncharacterized. NCBI's taxonomy places the organism in Eukaryota, Fungi, Ascomycota, Lecanoromycetes, Lecanorales, Parmeliaceae. The record is from RefSeq and is a predicted model, not a curated record. The transcript has a single exon. The coding region runs from base 1 to 507 and encodes 168 amino acids.
AUGCGGCACGGAUUGUGGGGAUUGAAGAAUGUACUAGGUGCUCUAGUCGUUGCUGCCACAAAAAAUGAUCGACAUGGUGCUCUGGUAAAUGGAUUGGAGGACUUGAGACUCCUGUACCUGGACCUCAAAUGGGGAAAGAAUAUGCAGAGAUGUACUUUUGGCGAUUUUCAGGGAGCAUUGGAAGAAAGAGGGCAUGUGGGACCUCUGGAGACAAGACAAAAAGCACGAGCAGAACGCAAUGCUGGUAUGGCUUCAAACGAUGUCGGGCAAUGGGCUUCGAAGCAAGCUGAGUUUCAAGAUCAGUUCCCAAAGGAAAAAGGAACUCGAAAGGGUGCCGAAGGAUCACAAUCGCUCUCUCACAUACUACAUGUCUCUCGGGCUCCCUUUUCUGCACCAAGUGCAUCAGCAGAUCAGGCGAGACGGUGGCGUGAUCGUGAGGGGCAAGUAUCUGGCCCUGCCAUAUCGCUUCCUCACCGGAUUGCGGGAAACGUGGAACGAUAUGGAUAG